Messenger RNA from Sclerotinia borealis F-4128, 1104 nucleotides. NCBI's taxonomy places the organism in Eukaryota, Fungi, Ascomycota, Leotiomycetes, Helotiales, Sclerotiniaceae. The record is from the annotation of a GenBank genome assembly.
AUGUUCAAUUUUCAAUUUCAGGGUCGAGGCCCAUGUCAGAAUUGCCCCCGCUUCCACUACGGAUACUGUCGCGAUGCCCCAAGACAAUGUUGGCGUUGCAACGAUUACAAUCAUGUCGAGCGCUACUGUCCACGUCGUCGUACAAGAUGGCCUCGAGACCUAGCGCUUCCAGGAACUCGUCAUUGGUGCAGCUAUCAUGGUUUGGAUUCUGAUCCUACGCUUCGAUCUAGAGUUCUUAACGCGUUGAAGACUUCUCCAAGUUGCAAUAUUUACAUUGAUGGCUAUUGCAUCUAUAAAGGCUGCGUAGAGCAUCACUUUCGACACGAACAAGUGAGAGGUAGACCAUUGGCAGAGAGAAUGACACGUCGAAGAUCCAGAUCUCCCGAUCGAGAGCAAAUCAAGCGGGGCCGAUCUCGUUCACCACUUCGUCGCAGAUCACCAUUGCCAAUAGAGAGACGACUGAGACAGGCGUCUCCAAUUCGUCAAAACCGUGGUCGAUCUGAAAGCCUGCCACAACAGCAAAGACAAUCACCACCACGCACGCCACUUCGGCCCAGGGGAAGAUCUCCUGUCUUCAAUGUGAGCGGGAUUGCUUUCUCUCAAGCUAAUGAGGCAAGAACAGGUAUGGAGAUCUUUCGACCUUCAUUUCUACAGCAUCAAAGCCUUUUUGCUAGUCCAAAGCAGGUAUCAGAAAAGCAGCAGAUGCAGCAAAGCAUUAAGAGUGUGGUUUUCUCCAACAUAAUCAAAAUCCCUUCAUUCCUGGUUUCUGGUGACCCACUAUGCGCAAUAUCGGGAGAUGAUCUUCUACAAGAAACCGAGAAAGAUGGCUUGAACUACACUCAACAACAACAACCGGUCCUAAAUGAGAAUGGUAACGCGCAAGAAACAGUGGAGCUUUAUAUCGAGGAUCCACAUUUCAUAUUAGGCGUCAGAAAAGAUGCGCUUGAGAAGGAGAUCCUCGAGGCCUAUCAACAGAGUAUGUGGGAGAUCGAGCGUCAACGUAUCGCCGAUACGGACUACAAAGAGCCUCCUGGACCAGAUAAUGUUUGGGACCAGAGUGUCGCCCAAUUGCGCGCCGCGAAAAAAAUGCUUAUCGGGUACUGA